Solanum stenotomum is the source of this 2454-nucleotide messenger RNA. RefSeq names its product receptor-like protein 9DC3. The coding region runs from base 1 to 2454 and encodes 817 amino acids. The record is from RefSeq and is a predicted model, not a curated record. The transcript has 4 exons. Gene Ontology annotation, molecular function: protein binding. NCBI's taxonomy places the organism in Eukaryota, Viridiplantae, Streptophyta, Magnoliopsida, Solanales, Solanaceae.
AUGAUGAUCGUUUCCAGCAAAAUAUUCUCUUCACUUCGGUUUUUCACUCUUUUAUCUCUCUUUGCAGUUACUUUUGCUUCCACUGAGCAAGCAAUUGCCCUCUUGAAAUGGAAAGCAACUUUCAAGAACCAGAAUAAUUCCUUAUUGGCUUCAUGGACGCCGAGUUCUAAUACAUGUGAAGACUAUUUUAAUGCAUGCACGGACUGGUAUGGAGUUAUAUGCUUUAAUGGGAGGGUAAACACGUUGACUAUUACAAAUUCUAGUGUCAUUGGUACACUCUAUGCUUUUCCGUUUUCAUCCCUCCCUUUUCUUGAAAAUCUUGAUCUUAACAUGAACAAUUUCUCAGGCACCAUUCCACCUGAGAUUGGUAAUCUCACUAAUCUCGUCUUUCUUAACUUGAACAUCAAUCAGUUUUCUGGCUCUAUUCCUGCUUCAUUGGGGAAUUUGAGCAACUUGUCUGUUUUGUAUCUUUAUGAUAAUCACUUUUCUGGCUCUAUUCCUCUAGAGAUAGGUUACCUAAGGUCUCUUUCUAAGCUAUCUUUGGGUAUGAACUCUCUUAAUGGCUCUAUUCCUGCUUCAUUGGGGAAUUUGAGCAACUUGUCUGUUUUGUAUCUUUAUGAUAAUCACUUUUCUGGCUCUAUUCCUCUAGAGAUAGGUUACCUAAGGUCUCUUUCUAAGCUAUCUUUGGGUAUGAACUCUCUUAAUGGCUCUAUUCCUGCUUCAUUGGGGAAUUUGAGCAACUUGUCUGUUUUGUAUCUUUAUGAUAAUCACUUUUCUGGCUCUAUUCCUCUAGAGAUAGGUUACCUAAGGUCUCUUACUGAGCUAGAAUUGAGUAGUAACUCGCUUAAUGGCUCUAUUCCUGCAUCAUUGGGGAAUUUGAGCAACUUGUCUGGUUUGUAUCUUCAUAAUAAUCACCUUUCUGGCUCUAUUCCUGCAUCAUUGGGGAAUUUGAGCAACUUGUCUGGUUACCUAAGGUCUCUUAGUUUCCUACAUUUGAGUAAUAACUCUCUUAAUGGCUCUAUUCCUGCUUCAUUGGGGAAUUUGAGAAAUCUGCAAACUCUGAUUCUCAGUGAUAACAAUCUCACUGGGGAGAUUCCUUCAUCAGUGUGCAAUCUGACAUCACUGAAAGUGUUGUUUAUGUCGAGAAACAACUUGACAGGAAAAGUUCCACAAUGUUUGGGUAAUAUCAGCGGCCUCCAGGCUUUGAUGAUGUCACAUAAUAAUUUCAGUGGAGAGAUCCCUUCAUCUAUUUCCAAUUUAACAUCACUACAAAUUCUAGAUUUGGGCAGAAACAAUCUGGAGGGAGCAAUUCCACAAUGUUUUGGCAAUAUUAGUAGCCUCCAGGUUUUUGAUAUGCAGAAUAACAAACUUUCUGGGACUCUUCCAACAAAUUUUAGCAUUGGAAGUUCACUUAUAGGUCUCAACUUUCAUGGCAAUGAACUCGAGGGGGAAAUCCCUCGAUCUUUGGCCAAUUGCAAAAAGCUGCAAGUUCUUGACCUAGGAGAUAAUCAUCUCAAUGACACAUUCCCCAUGUGGUUGGGAACUUUGCCAGAGCUGAGAGUUUUAAGAUUGACAUCGAAUAAAUUGCAUGGACCCAUAAGAUCUUCAGGUGCUGAAAUCAUGUUUCCUGAUCUUCGAAUCAUAGAUCUCUCUAACAAUGCCUUCUCGAAAGACUUACCAACGAGUCUGUUUCAACAUUUGAAAGGCAUGACGACUAUUGAUCAAACAAUAAAGGUACCAAAUUAUGAAGGAGGUGGAUUCUACUACCAAGACUCGGUGGUUGUUGUAACAAAGGGAUUGAAGCUUGAAGUUGUGAAAAUUUUGUCUUUGUACACAGUUAUUGAUCUUUCAAACAAUAAAUUUGAAGGACGUAUUCCUAGUGUUCUAGGAGAUCUCAUAGCUCUUCGGGUAUUGAAUAUGUCUCAUAAUGGAUUGAAAGGUCAUAUACCACUAUCACUUGGAAAUUUAUCUGUAGUGGAGUCCUUAGACCUUUCGUUUAACCAGCUUUCGGGAGAGAUACCACAACAACUUGCUUCUCUUACGUCUCUUGAAUUCUUAAAUCUCUCCCACAAUUAUCUCCAAGGAUGCAUCCCUCAAGGACCCCAAUUUCAUACCUUUGAGAACAGUUCAUUUGAUGGUAAUGAUGGAUUACGUGGAUUCCCCGUUUCAAAAGGUUGUGGCAAUGAUCCUGUGUCAGAGACAAACUAUACAGUGUCUGCGCUAGAAGAUCAAGAAAGAAAUUCUGAAUUUUUCAAUGAUUUUUGGAAAGCCGCUCUGAUGGGCUAUGGCAGUGGACUAUGCAUUGGCUUAUCCAUAAUAUAUUUCUUGAUCUCAACUGGAAAUCUAAGAUGGCUUGCAAGAAUCAUUGAAGAACUGGAACACAAAAUUAUCAUGCGAAGGAGAAAGAAGCAGCGAGGCCAAGGGAAUUACAGAGGAAGAAAUAAUCGCUUCUAA